Molecule: messenger RNA, 600 nt
Organism: Aureobasidium namibiae CBS 147.97
Lineage: Eukaryota; Fungi; Ascomycota; Dothideomycetes; Dothideales; Saccotheciaceae
Exons: 1
Coding region: 1-600 (199 amino acids)
Biological process (GO): regulation of DNA-templated transcription
Cellular component (GO): nucleus
Source: RefSeq, a predicted model, not a curated record
AUGGCUGGCCCAUCUGCGGGACCUUCGCCCAUGCUAGAGCCCCGUGCUCCCACGAACCCGACAGAAGACGAGGAUGCCUCCGCUCCACCAUCGCCCUACACAGCCAACCGUCUGAUACUCAGAAACCUCACCAUGCCACCCGUGCCGAACUUCGACAUUCCACCAUCGCCUCCGGGCUCUCCGCCACCAGACACAACGAACAAGUUUGCGAGAUUUCUCGAUUUGAAGAAGAAAGGAACACAUUUCAAUCAACGACUGUACCACUCGUCGGCAUUGCGCAAUCCUGGUCUUUUGCCAAAGUUACUCGACUUUGCUGGCAUCAGUCAGGAGGAUCAAUACGCCACUCCAUGGUCACAGGGAGCGGUUGCGACGAAAUUUCCCGAUUGGGCGUAUGGCGACAAGUUGGUUGCUGCGCAUGAGAAGAUUGCAAAGAAGAAGGAACAGGACAAGGCCAGGACCCCAAGAGAAGCAGUGGACUUUGUGCCGGCAAGACAGGAAGCAGCGGGUGCUUCGACAUCGGGAAGAGUGGAGAGGAGAACACAAGGCAGAAGAGGGCUAGGCUUCGACAACGAGAGAAGGCGAUCUCGUUCGCCCAGAUGA